AUGACUGACGAAAUUUCAAUCGGAACUCCGCAGGAGCAAGUUCUCUAUAAUGAGAAUUUGCUAGGACUUAUUCUGAAGCACGCCCAUGCCGAAACGGUCACCAGGGCCAUGCUGGUCAACACGUUUUGGUACCAAAUUGCCACGGAAAAAAUCACGAAACUGAGGUAGAACUAGAUUUCUAAAGUUUUUUCAAGUUUUUUUUUUCAAAUUUGAAGUUUCAGGCGUAUCGCCAUCCUAAAGCUCCAAAUCAAAAGGAUUAUUCGACGAAAUGGCGUCUCAAAAGCGACUGUUAGCCGGUAUGGUCGUGAAGACCUGUGUUUUGACGUAAGUCGGUUUGGAAGGAGAUUAUUUGAGAAUACAAAAAUAGGAAAAAUAAAAAAACAAAAAAACAAGGGUUUUUAAUGAGAUAUUGGAAUUAAAUAGAAGAAAUAAACCGGGAGAACGGAUAAAUUUUUCAUUCCUGUUCUUCUUGAGACUCGAAAGAAAAAUUUAUCGACGUUCCAGAUUAUGAUCCUCGAGAGUUCAAAAAUUUUUAGUUUUCGAGAAGAAAAAUUCAAUAUCGAAGAAAAGCUUUAAAAUUUGACGCAAUUAAUUAUUUGCAAAGCCUUCGCACCUCAUAAAAAAGGAAGUCAUUCGCCUUCAUAUUUCCAUAAAACCAUCGAAAAAAAUUAUCUUCCUUGGGAGAGUUUUUACCCAAAGUCAGUUAAAUCAAUAUUUUUCUUCUCAAAUUUUUUUGCACGUUCUUCAAUUUAUCAGCCUUCCAGUUUUAGAAUCCCGAGAGACUCAUGUUGAAGUUGCGUCGCUUGCAACCUGAAGAUUUUCGAAAUGAUAAUUGCACAAGUUGGAUACCUACCUGGUUCCUCAAAGGUAUUCCCAGUGUGAGUUACUUUCUUCAAAAAAAAGAAAUGAAAACAGAGCUUAUUCAGAUUGAUAUCUGUUUUGAAGCUCCGACCGAUUUACUGAGCUACCUCGAACACGCUGAUAAAUGUACUACGUUGAAAAUCAAAGGCAAAUAUGUUCUGGGGUCGUUUUCUGAACUGUUCAGAAAAUGCUAUGCGCCUAUCACUACGUUAGUUUUUUCUCUGAAGCUUCGAAUCACCCUUUUUCAGUGUUGAAGGGCCUGGAGCCGGAGGCAGAGAUGGAUUGAAGUUUACCGCGCAGGAUUUGAAGACGCUCUCUGAAGUUUCCGGGAGAAGGCCGUUGCAUACAUUUCAUUUAGAAGAAGUCAAUGUUGACUUUGACCUUGUGCAAUUCGAAAGGUUCAUUAGGGUGAGUGUCCAAUAUUUUUCUCGUUAUGAGAUUUUUCAUAAUCAUCAAAUGUUACUUCUGAAAAAUAAGGAUUAUUUGAAUUUUCUGGCGAUUAACCUUCAAAGUGUUUCGAAAUACCAAGUUUUAAGCCGACUUUUUUUAGGUUUUUGGAAUAUUUGAUCAGUUUGUUUAUAAUCACAAAUCAUCGAAAAAAACAGUGAUUUAUUGAAAUUGAAACUGACGGAAUCAAAACUUUUUGAGAAUAAGUUCAACUCCAAUUAUUCCGACUAGUUAAAAAAAUUAUAUUUACGAAUGAUUUAUGUUUUAGGAGGCGAAGUUUUUUUGUCAAGCGCGCAUUUUCCUGCCUGUGGUUUCGUUUUUCAGAAGCUGA
Messenger RNA from Caenorhabditis auriculariae, 1639 nucleotides. The record is from the annotation of a GenBank genome assembly. Lineage: Eukaryota; Metazoa; Nematoda; Chromadorea; Rhabditida; Rhabditidae.